Rhizophagus irregularis DAOM 181602=DAOM 197198 is the source of this 171-nucleotide messenger RNA. NCBI's taxonomy places the organism in Eukaryota, Fungi, Glomeromycota, Glomeromycetes, Glomerales, Glomeraceae. The record is from RefSeq and is a predicted model, not a curated record.
AUGAGCAUAUCUAGUUAUGAUGACAAAGAUAAAAUUUUUAUUAAUAGUGAUAACGAUGUAACGUAUAAAGCGGAAUGGCUCGCGCUUGAGAUCAACAGAUCAAUGAAUAUAGCAGUAGUUGAUAUUGAUUGGAAGUCAACAUUAGAUAUAAUUAUGAAAGAAUUUAAAUAG